AAUGUCAUGUUGGUCGGACAAACUGAUUGCCGGCAUAUAAUAAAAACAUUGGCUCAUAAAUAUCGUCAUGAUAAUAAAAAAGUGAACUUCUACGUCGUUGAGAAUUGUAUGGAAAUGAUUGCUAGACAAAUGGUGAUGAGUUUAAUAAUGCUAGAACCCCUGGAAGACAUUGGACUGCAGAAUAAAACCUUGAUGUUUAUGGAGUUUUAUGGUAACACGUUGAUGAGACCUGCAACUACAAAAUACAUAUCUAAUAAAUCGUAUCAUUUACGAAAUUUGGUAUCAGAUAGCAAGCAGAUGCUAGAAGAUAUACCCAGUUUUGAUCUGUCUUCAUUGAAGUACAAACAACGUGACUACUUGGAUACCUUGUUCAAAUUUUGGAGCAGCCCUAAUAAAGAUUUUGACAUUGUUAAGAUUUGGAACAAUAAGGUUAGACGAAUGACAAAAACUCGGUACGAUUAUAGGAAUGGUGUUUUUGAUUGGGAUUAUAAUAUGCGUAUAAAAUCUGACACUGAUAUCACAAGCAUAUGUGCCCAGGAAUAUAAAUAUUUCAGAGACACAGGAAUUGCUUUUACACGCUUAGAUUGCGAAUAUUUUGAUGCCAAUUUGAGUUUGGCGGCAGGAAUUAUCCAAGAUGGUGACAGAAUGCUCAUUAGUGGAUUUUUAGGGGAUAUAGUAACUGGUCCUUACAUAACUUACGGUUUGGAUUGUGAAGACAAGGAUAUGAUGGUAAUAGCAAAUCGUGCCAACGCUAAAAGAGUUACAGAUAUUAUAGAGCGUAAUAUAACACGAUAUUUCCAUGAGAUUGCUACAGGUACUCCAUACGUCCACCAGAAAAUUUUGGAAGAAGACAAAUACUGCAGUGGAUCAGCUAUAUAUCUUCUACCCGAUGCCAGACAAGGCCGAUGUAUUACUAAAACUUACGACCAUUCUCCUUGGAAACCUUUACUUACUAAUCACAAGGAUAAAAUAUAUUUUGCAGCAAAUAGAACUUUUAAAAGAAAUGCCUAA
Messenger RNA from Ctenocephalides felis (cat flea), 1011 nucleotides. Its product is annotated as dynein assembly factor 3, axonemal homolog. The transcript has a single exon. Gene Ontology annotation, biological process: axonemal dynein complex assembly; motile cilium assembly. The annotation marks the transcript as partial. Lineage: Eukaryota; Metazoa; Arthropoda; Insecta; Siphonaptera; Pulicidae. The record is from RefSeq and is a predicted model, not a curated record.